Molecule: messenger RNA, 1128 nt
Organism: Elaeis guineensis (African oil palm)
Lineage: Eukaryota; Viridiplantae; Streptophyta; Magnoliopsida; Arecales; Arecaceae
Source: RefSeq, a predicted model, not a curated record
AAAUCCCGGCCUCUCGAGUCCCGACCCUGCGCUCCGCAAUACACCCUCUUCUCUCCGUCUCUCUUUGCCCCCCAUCCCACCGCCGGCGGCCGUCGGCCGCCCCCUCACGAUCACGCCGAACUCCGACUCUGCCGGCGACGGUCGCCGACCGCCGAUUUCACGAAUCGCGCGCUCUACCCAAAACCCUCUCGCGGUUGCCUCGGCCGCGCUUCUGUCUUCGCGGCGGAGGAGAAGAUCCCGUAAGCCCAACCUCAGAUCCCUACUCAUGUUAGAUAACACAACCUAAGCCAGCCGCCCUUAGCACUAUAUAAAUCUCAUAGCCCAAGGCUCUAUCCCUAAUUCCUUAAUUUAUAUCUGCUCCAAACUUUUAUAGUUGCUAAGGUCUCUGUUUUUAAGUCCUAAUCCCUUUUUCAGCUGGCUAAAUUCCCAAUUUGAGUUAAUAAGAAGAGAGAACACUCUUUUAUUACUAAUCGCUGUUCUUUGCAGGAAAAGUGCAUUUGAUAUAGCUAUGGAUAAAUUGUUGGAGUUUGGGAGGAAAGCGUGGUUUAUGGUCAGGGUGCUCUCGGGAUAUGAAGAAAGAAGAAUUAGAGCAUACAGAUUACAACUCCAAAGGCGUAUCGAAAAGGCACAAGCUAGGAAGGAAGAAUUGAGAAGGAUUCCAGAACAGGCUAUUUUGGCAGAGGUUCGUCGCAUGGUUGAGCAGAUGCAAGCACUCAACCAUCAGCUGGAAGAAACAGAAGCUGCAAUCGAAGAGUACUUCAAACCAAUUGAUAAGAAUGCAGAGAUCAUAAUGAAUAUGCAACUUGAGAAAGAAGAAAAACAAAUGAAGGAGAUGGUGAAGGCAAUGCAUGAGCAGGCUAUGCUACAAAGAGAGAUGGCAGCAAAGAAAGUUGUUGACAGUGAUGUAAUCCAUCCCCCUCAACAAACGACAUCCACCCCAUCAAACCAAGAACAGGCCAAAUAAUCAUAAACUAACAUUUGGCACAGAGUUGAGUGUAUUAAUUAUGUUUAUCUUUAAUUUUUGGUUAAUGCACAUCUGGCUGCAUAAUAAAAUUUUACUACUGUAUCAGUAAUUUUGUUCACUCAUUAAAAAGUUUUAAGAUGCUUCAGUUUUGGCAGUUUCUGAGU